Messenger RNA from Eremothecium sinecaudum, 1059 nucleotides. It is a transcript of the gene NUS1, whose product is annotated as ditrans,polycis-polyprenyl diphosphate synthase. Gene Ontology annotation, cellular component: dehydrodolichyl diphosphate synthase complex; endoplasmic reticulum membrane. The coding region runs from base 1 to 1059 and encodes 352 amino acids. The transcript has a single exon. NCBI's taxonomy places the organism in Eukaryota, Fungi, Ascomycota, Saccharomycetes, Saccharomycetales, Saccharomycetaceae. Gene Ontology annotation, molecular function: ditrans,polycis-polyprenyl diphosphate synthase [(2E,6E)-farnesyl diphosphate specific] activity. The record is from RefSeq and is a predicted model, not a curated record.
AUGAGCAAACUUACAAGACGGGUCAUAGAGUCUCACUCUUCCAGGGAGACCCAGGAUACAAGUCAUAGCCGCGUUCCGCCACCAGAUUGCAUAUCUCCAAAUCCGUCCAAUUCAACCUUCAGUGACUUUAAAAAGAUGGCUGAAUAUACCCUAACAUCUCCAACCGCGAAUGAAGAGAUUAAUAAACGAUUAAGGUCGCAGAAUAUGCGAGAUGUGAAGCUCGGGAGUAUACAGUUUAUAUUUUAUAAGACGUUAUUGAUUAUUCUUUAUGGAAUGUAUGCUUGCUACAGAUAUUUUCAAUACCAAUACAACAGAAUAAGGAUUAAAUUAUUGAAUUUGGCAUACUCACCAUCUAAUACCCCUCAGUUGAUUAGACAAGACGUGAUGAAGCUAAAAAAGAUACCCAAAAGACUAGCUACGAUAUUAGAGUACAAAUCCGAGGGAGAAGUAGGAGGUGGGGUUAAUGGAUUAAUAAAUGAUGGGAGUAAUGUUGUAUGCUGGUCUGUUUCCGCUGGUAUUAAACACGUUACUUUAUACGAUUAUGAUGGAGUGUUAAAACGUAACGUUCACAAGUUCAGACAAGGCAUUCAUGACAAUUUGGCAAGAUAUUACAGUCCAACAAACGUGCCAAAGUUUUCGGUCAAGAUUCCUCAUUUUGAUACUGUUUAUUAUGGUUAUCCGGAAGAUAAUGGCGAGCCAGAAACUGGUGAAAAGACAAAACAAAAAGUCGAUAUAGAAGUCUCAUUACUCUCUGUCAGGGACGGCAGAGAGACAAUUGUGGAGCUAACUAGGGCUAUGGCAGACCUAUGCAGGUCUGGUGGCAUAAAACUUACCGAUAUCACAAUGAAACUUGUAGAUAAAGAAUUAAAUGAGCUUGUCGGCCGAGAACCAGAUUUGUUGGUCUACUUUGGUCCUCAUCUUGAUUUACAAGGCUUCCCACCCUGGCAUAUUAGGUUAACAGAGUUUUACUGGGAGGAAGACAAUGACGAAGUCAUGUAUUCCGUAUUCAUUAGGGGAUUGAUACAUUACUCAACAUGUAAGGUAAAUGUUGGAAAAUAA